CCGUCGUUUCCGCUCCGGCGGUCGCCCACGUUCUUCGGCGCCACGCAACGCGAAAGGCAAAUCGGCCGCGCCACAAACACGACGACCAGCGAUGCAGCGAAAACACGGGGGAAUCCACUCAUCUGCCACCGUCGACUCACGUUCAGGGAGACCCCGGCAGCCGCAACGAAUUGGCCUCUGUGGAACGGGACCGGUCGUGACAGUCUGCCUCUCGGCGACACCGUGCGCAGAAAAUAAGGGGAUCUCCUGGUGACAGUGUGUGGUACAACGCGGCGGUUCAGUGCCACGUCGGGGCUUCGAAUGAGCGCCAAGUAGCAACACAACAGCAGCGAGGACGGCACCGCGCUUGUUUUUUUGCCGCAUACUCGACUGAAUCCGAAAACACUGCGGUGAGACGACUGCGUGGGUGCACGGUGGAGGCUCGCGUAGGUGCCGCGAACGCAACAGGUGGCGUCGUAUAGCGUGCGGCGAACGCAUCAGGCGUGCACCAGUUCGUGAAGGGAAGAUCUGCCGGUUAUAGUUUGUUGUGAUGUUCGUGCCUUUUUGUGACUGGAACGGCGACAAUACGGGAAUACCAAUAGCGCGAAAAAAACGACGAACACUUCCAUUGUUCUACGUUGAAUCGACCGUUUGUCCGCACGCCUGUUUACAGGUGUCCGACCUUUGUGGCAAUCAGUGAGCUAUGCGCCAUUGCGGUGCUACUUGAGGGAGUGACCGCUAGUCAAACAACAUCGUUUGUGCCUUCGCGAUACCUGAACUUCUGCCUUUGUUACUUGUAUCUUCUAAAGGAUUGCCACCAGCGCCAAGUUUGUGAUCAAGGAGCAGUGAACCACAUGACGGAAUUAUAAGCUUGUGACUGGACAAACGCUCCCUUGAAGAUUUUAUCCAAAGACGGGACCAUAAUGAAGACUCUGGGUUUUGUCUGCCUUUUCCUUUGGUUGGCCCUGGCUGAAGCUCGCUCAGCUGGCCCAAAGUGUCCUGGUGGUCACACUCAAAUUUACCCGUGCAAGUGCGCCAGAAGCGAGGACGUCGGACUUCACAUCGUGUGUGACGGCGUCAACUUAGCCAUGAUGUCUCGAGGAUUGGGUAAUAUAGAGCAUCCCAUAGCUAACCUCACUAUUACUGGAUCUUCAUUCAAAAGGUUGUUCGGUGACGUCUUCAGUGGAUUACAAGUAAUAAACCUAACUGUAGCUCAUGGAUCUCUUGCAUCGAUUGCCACGGGCGUUAUGGAUCACUUCAACGAGUCACUAAAGUUGCUCAGCUUUGAAGACAACAUACUGCCUGAGAUUCCCGUUGAGCUUAUAAACAAGUUCAGAAACCUGACGUCCCUAAACCUAGCGUAUAACAGAAUCGAGGUUAUACCUGCAAACGCAUUCGGGGCCCUGAACAUCCUAUUUGAAUUGCGUCUUGAUCACAACCUCAUUUUCAAAGUCCACCCAUCCGCAUUCACGGGACUGAAUCGGCUUGAAAGAUUGGAGUUGCAUCAUAACAGAAUGGAGAAGAUAGAACGAAACACUUUUCGAGUCGCUCGCAAAAUAAAAUACUUGGACUUAUCCCACAACAACUUCACAGCGUUCCAAAAGAUCGACUUUAACCAGCUGACAAACAUGUGGUUUUUAAACAUAUCUCAUAACCGAGUGAAGACUUUUCCGCGUGGUAUGUUCGUCGCCAACGCCAUCCUUCGUGUCAUCAACAUGUCGUACAACGAACUUUCUGAAAUCGAUGCUAACACUGUGAAAGGCGUUAGGUUUCUUCGAGACGUUUACUUCAGGGGGAACAAGAUCAAGAAAGUACACAAACAAGCGUUCGUGUCUUCUAGACAUCUUCGUACUCUCGAUUUGGCCUUCAACCAACUGGAAGACGUGGGGUAUGAGCAGUUCAAGGAUUUUCAGUGGCUUGAAAAACUUGACCUCAGCUACAAUAAGAUUUCUAAGAUUGCUAGCGCGGCCUUCUUGAAGAUGUACCAAGUUCACAUUGACCUCAGUCACAACAACAUAAGCUUCAUAGGAGACAUGGCCUUCCAGGAACUGUCAAACGUUAGCGUCUUUGAUAUGUCGCACAACAACAUUACUACAUUACCGAAAUAUGCGUUUUACUUGUCUGACGUCACGGUUCUUCUACUCAAUCACAACAAUAUAAGUGAUUUCAAUAGCGUACCUGUCGCUAAUAUAACCGGCAUAAAAGUGCUCAACGUGACCUUCAACAAGAUCAACGAACUUAACCGAAAGGCAUUUACGAAGAAAAGGUUGUACGAGCUGCACACCGUCGACUUUAGUUACAACAACAUCUCCGAAAUAUCCGGGUCAGUUUUCGAGAAAUUGGCUGGCGUGCGAUUCAUAAACCUCAGUCACAACGUGAUUAAAAAAAUCGGCUACAGCACUUUUGGGUCGAUUCCGACAUUGCUCGAACUGGACAUCAGCCACAACAACAUCAGUGACGUCAGCCACGGUGGUCUCUCGGCCAUGGUCAGCGUACGCCUGAUAAGGGCCAACGACAACAAGAUUAAGCGAAUGUUCAAUCUUCCCAUAGCGUUGAACGAACUUCACUUGCAGAACAACCGGCUCACACAUUUCGGCCCUGGAACAUUCAGGUCGAUGAAUUCCAUGUUAAGGCUUUACCUCGAUAGCAACAAUCUAACUCGGCUCGAAAGGGGGUCGUUCUCGAAUCUGCUAACACUGCAGACGCUCUCUCUCGGAAACAACAGCAUCGGCAGGGUACCAUGGGAAGCGCUAGAAGAUCUCAGCGCCCUUCAAUACUUGUAUCUCAAUGACAACCAGAUCAAAGCCCUCCCUAAGAAAGCGUUUGGACGCCUUCCUGUCGUGUUCGAGCUGAGACUUCAGAACAACCAGAUCAACAACGUAAGCGAGUACGCCUUUGAGGGUAUGCUCCAACUACUUCGCCUCAACAUGAGCUACAACAACAUCUCCUUCAUACCACCCGACGCUUUCAAGGGCCUCGUGUCCCUCCAUACCCUGGACCUUUCGCACAACUUGCUAAACAAACUCGAAAACAAAACCCACGGCCUCCUGGACGAUCUACUGUCUCUGACUUCCAUAAAUGUCUCUCACAACGAGGUUGCUUUCGUGACAGAAAAGACGUUUCCUCGAUCGCCUUACAUUCCGUACAAGUUGAAGCACGUUGAUCUCAGCCACAACUUCAUUUCGGUGCUGACGAACAGCUUCGACGAUGGCCUCGGGAAAGCGGAGUACCUCGACUUGCGCCACAAUCUGAUCAAUGAAGUAUACCCCAAUGUUCUUAGAAAUCUGACCAGCCUUAGACAUCUCGACAUGUCGUACAACGAUCUGAGGCACAUUGCCAACGGCGCUCUCACACUUCCGGAGAACGUUAGCUGGGCGGACUUCAGUCACAACAAGAUCUUCUCGAUUGACCUGCGGGACUUUCUGGCGUCUCAGCAGCUGCGACACCUAGACCUUCGGUUCAACAACGUGACUAUGUUUGAAGAGAUGUACAUGGCCCGAAUCAAGGAUGGUCUUCGUCUCUAUUACGAAGGAAACCCCUUAACCUGCGACUGCCACGUGAAGUACCUGCGCCAGUGGCUGAGUCACAACCCCCAGGCGACCGAGUGGAACAGCGUCGUCUGCCACUCUCCUCACCACUUGCACAAGCAGCCCCUCGUGGAGGUCAGCCCCGACCUCCUGGAUUGCCUCACCGACGAGGAGCGUGAACUAAAAGGAGACGACGACGGCUCCGCGGUAGACCUGAAGUUUAGAAUCGUAGAUUCUCCGUCCAAGAGGACCAUACGCUUUGCCUGGUACGUCGCCACGAAAGAGGACGUGUCCGGCUUCCGUGCUAUCUUGAGUGACGUGUUGACCAGCAGCCUCAUGAGUGAAACGGACAUUCCCUAUCGGUACAGGGAGUACACUAUCAACGGCCUCGAGUCGUCGGUGGAGUAUAGGCUGUGCUUAGUAGCGUUGGACUCCACCGGAGGAGCUCGCAGUCUUCCCAUGCGCCAGUGCAGGACAGUUACUCCGGUGGGGGCUGCGACGAGGACGGUCAGCUCGGCGCCCGUCUUGAUUGUUGUGCUUGCAGCACUUGCCACUGCAUUUGUGUCAGAGUUGCGGUUCUCGAGUAGCACAUGAGUGCAUGGACUUCAUGCAAAACUGACCGAGAGGCUUGUGCUUCACAUGUGCUACCUCCACAUAGUGCCACCUCCACAUGUGCCGUCGUGGGGUCGUGCCGUGCGAGUGAUUUUCAGCAUGUGAAGUGAGGAUCUCCUGUCCAAUUAUUGUAAUGAGUAGGGGUGACCACUGAAGCUGUAAGAGGGCCCCUAUGUCGUGUCGCAUUUUGGGUAUCAUUCGAUGCACAAAAUACACUACCAAUAUUACGGAAGAAUAAAAAGCAGAAAAGAUAUGAUAAAUCACAACGAAACAAAAAAGUGGUGUCUAUAGCAAAAAAAAAACAUAAGCAACAAAAAUAAUUUGCCCAAGAUAGUCGGCUAUCUCACUGUUCCCUCGUGAAAAUCACUUACAUUUAGUGAUGCUAAAUUCAUUUGAACUUAGUUAGACAAUGCCGUGGUUGUGGUCUUGUUUGUGUGCUGGUUCAUUUUUCACAUUCUCGUCAUCUGCACCACCAUUGUUAUGCUGUGUUCAUGUUACUGAGCAUUUACAUUGUGAAAGAGUUAUUGUCCUUGCGCACAUUAUGCUCAUCGUUUAGAGAAAGCUUUCACAUUGAAACACAUAUAUAUCAAUCAUGCCAGUCGGCACGAUAUGUGUACAAAUAGCGCAUGAGAUUUACUGUGGUUUAAGAACAGCUAGCCUAUGUAGAAUAAAUGUAUAUUUACUUUAGUUCAGAAUUUAUAUACCAAUACUAGUUGCUACUUGCGCGCUAAGUCUACCUACCACAGUAAUCGAGGCCGCCGUCUCUGCGAUCAAAUUUUGAAAUUUUACAUUCCUAUAUGAACUAUGCUGGUGAAAAAAAUGGACAAGUGCGAAUUGAUGCCACAGUCUCAUCAUCACAUGCGAGAAUGUUUUCAUGUUACUUGCACGAUUUACCUUUAUUUAUAUUACUAUCAGAUGCUGGCCUCAGUUCUCCUCAUCCACCCAUAAGUUGCUGAAACCAUCAUCAGGUAUGCUCUGAAUGCGAAUAAACAUACAUAAAAGAUACUAGUGCAGUGGUGAAUCACCAAUGCAUUUCAGUCUGUAUCGGCUGCCUGCCUAAUACCAGGCGUAGGUAAUAAACCCCUCGCACAAGGAUCCAAUUGCCAGAUUCGUGUUGUCUAUAUGACACGUAGCAACAUUUACAGUAACCAACUGGAGUCGUCUGUAAUUCUUGGAGAGAAUAUUCUAAAUACUUAACCUAUUUGCACUUUCUAAAAAAAAUCACUUAUUGCUUGAAGUCAGUGAAGAACUCAUCCCUUGUUCCGGGCAUCAAUUUAUAUGGUUCCGUUUUUAUUUGUUGUCCACAUUUUCAAGAAGUGUGCAGGGAUCUGUGUUGGUGAAGAGUCUACAAACCUGCGCACUACGUGCGUGAACAUAUAAAUGCUACCCUUUUUUACGGCACAGCUUUUUUUGCGCUGUGCCACAGUGAUUUGGUGCCACGGCAUACGUGUGCAACUUUUACUGCAUCCGUGAGGUGUCCAUGUUAAUAAACAUUUUAAAACAGCACU
Messenger RNA from Rhipicephalus microplus (southern cattle tick), 5626 nucleotides. RefSeq lists its product as uncharacterized. The record is from RefSeq and is a predicted model, not a curated record. NCBI's taxonomy places the organism in Eukaryota, Metazoa, Arthropoda, Arachnida, Ixodida, Ixodidae. Gene Ontology annotation, molecular function: protein binding.